Uncinocarpus reesii 1704 is the source of this 2538-nucleotide messenger RNA. RefSeq lists its product as uncharacterized. NCBI's taxonomy places the organism in Eukaryota, Fungi, Ascomycota, Eurotiomycetes, Onygenales, Onygenaceae. Gene Ontology annotation, cellular component: nucleus. Gene Ontology annotation, molecular function: DNA-binding transcription factor activity, RNA polymerase II-specific. The record is from RefSeq and is a predicted model, not a curated record. Gene Ontology annotation, biological process: aromatic amino acid catabolic process; positive regulation of transcription by RNA polymerase II. The coding region runs from base 1 to 2538 and encodes 845 amino acids. The transcript has 5 exons.
AUGUCCACCGCGACCCAGCCGGCAAAAGUACACAAGCGGGCUUAUCAGGUAUGUCGAUUCAUUUGCUCCCCAAGCACAUGUCUCCAGAAUCAGAUUGGGAUCCCCCGGAUUGUCAUUGUUGGAACUAGCCCCUGUGGUCGCUGUCGACGAGAACGCAAAUUCUGCCACUUCUCCGCUACUCGCGGGAAGAAGAAAACCUCGGCUACUCCCACCGGUUCCUCCGCGCCCGCAGAUUCCGCCCAGCAGAUCGGAAGGAUAGUCACCAUUGAUGGCACUCUCGCCGCUCUUCCCGGCGUCAACGCCCUACCGCUCCCAACCCGUGGCCACAGUGAUAGCGUCGGUUCUGCUGGUAUUCUCCCCCCCGCCGCCAGGAUCGCCGUUCCGCUCAGUCACGUGAUACAUACUGAUCGUCUGUUCUCCGUGUUAUCAGGUGGAGACAAAACGGCCGCAACUCUUCUUCGCGAUGCUGCAUACACGUCCCACGAUGCCUUGAGUCUCUUGUGGGAGGCUGGCCGUCAUAGCGAAAGGGUUGCCGGCAUCCAACACGAUUCCCGCCCCUCGAGGCCGAGGCCCUCCACCGACGACAUUAACCGCCCGUCCGCCCCGCCAAGUAACCAGGGAAGCGCAACGAGUACCGCCCUGCAGCCUUGGUCUAACCUCCGCUUUGUGCGCACUGGCCUCUUCACUGCAGAGGAGGCUUUAGACCUCGUCAACUACUUCCACAAGUAUCUAGCCCCUUUCACCCCCAUUUCGUCUACCGCUUAUCAAGAUGCCUCGAUGCACGCAAAAUUGUUGGAGGAAGAACCCAUUCUUGCUGUGACCAUUCUUGUGCUCGCGUCUCGAUACAUGGAAUUCUCCGGCGCGGGCGCGGUGUCGCGCUCCUUCAUGGUGCAUGAGCGGUUGUGGCAGCAUCUACAAGGCAUGAUCUCUCGCAUGAUAUUUGGCCAGGAGCAAUUUACUGGCGCAACGCAUGACAACGGAUCUGCCAUAGAAAUCAUCAAUGGACAAAGUCCCGAGUCUGCCCUUGCUGGCUCUAGCUUUGGCAGCCUUCGAACCUUGGGAACUUGCGAAGCGUUGCUUCUUCUAUCAGAGUGGCAUCCACGCUCACUUCACGUCCCCGCUGGAGAUGACGGGGAUAGUAUCAUCGUGAAGGAUGAAGUCCGUCGGACAAGAGCGAGCACAGCAGGUAUUGGGGGCCGGAUUCGGAUUGAUUGGCUUGAACCUGUUUGGAGAUCCGAUCGGAUGUGCUGGUCAAUGCUUGGAAAUGCACUAGCACUGGCUGUGGAGCUUGGCAUUUUUGACGAAUAUGAUAAUACGACGAUUGGCGCUCGAGAAUCUCGACGUGAUAUUUGGAAUAACCCCCAGUCAAGCCAACGCGCGUAUCUUGUGCAACAUUUACUUUGGGUCUAUCUAACCCAGACGUCUGGACGGCUAGGAUGGAAAAACUUAACCAACGUUUCUGUUACGGACCAUGAUGCAAGCGUGAAGCAUGGGGAUACCAUCCGUUGUUGGGUGGGUGUCGCUUCGUUGAUGAAGCGAGGAAACGAACUCCUAUUUCCUUCCCGAGAUAGAACACGUGAUAUUAUAAAAAGCGGCGAGUAUCUUUCUGUUUUACGCAUGCUCAAGCCUCUUCUGCACGAUUGGCAGCGCGAGUUUGACCGUGCUAAGCUAUCCAAAGCAAUGAGAUCAAUACUUGCUAUAGAAUUUGGAUACGUUCGGGUUUAUAUAAACAGUGUGGCUUUACAAGCGGUUGUGGAACACUAUAAUCGUUCCGCGAAAGAGGGUGGUUCAAUGCCACUCUCUGCACUACUCAACCCUUACGAAGGCAACAAAGAAUACUUCAUGGAAGUAGUAAAUGCUGCAAGGGCAAUGCUUCAGCUCGUGGUCGAGGAGCUGUUACCAGAGGAUCGCCUUAAACAUGUCCCGGUUAGAACGUAUUCGAGGAUCCUUGCUGGAGCAAUGUUUUGUCUCAAAGCUUAUGCCCUCGGGGCGAAGGAUAGCGAAACUGCGAUUUCCCUUACCCUUGUCGAGCGAACAGCAGACGCGCUUUGUACCUGUGUAGUGGACGAUGUCCAUCUAAGUAACCGGUUUGGGGAGUUACUUCACGCCCUGGCCUCGAGUCUUCGUAGCCGAGUUGUUACAAUUCCCACAAGCGAGCCUUCAAUUAGCGGCCACAUCACCCCCAACAACGGCCAAGUGCCGCGUCCACAAUUUGAACUCCACGAAAGCAUGGCUCCGGAGGUCAAGCCGAUGAUAUCAGAAUCCUUCGAGCGAUCAAUGCCCCAGCAAAUGCACCUUCCACAUCCACUUACCAGUGGCGAAUAUGACCCUCGUUUUUCGACGAGCCUCACAAGCACGGCUCCGGACGCGCAAGUAUACAUGCCCAUGAAUGUAAUGCCAGACCAACAAGGGUUCCAACACGACCCUUUGAUCUCUUUUGCUGGGCUCGGCCCCAACCAACUGGGGUGGUCUGGUGGACAGGACUUCUUUGACAUGCUUGGCCCUUUGCUCGAUGUGCAAUAUGAGCAAUACCGGUAA